AUGUCCUUACGCACUUUCCUGUUCCGGCAAUUACCCAGAACAAUUUACCACACUCAAAAAUACAGCCCCCAUGUGCCUUUACUACAAUCAGACGCACAUAACCUCAAUCUGUGCCCCCGUCGUUUUAACCACAAGGCAAUAAAGUGCUGGCAGUGUGGAAUUGAGCGCAAAAACCUUGGUGAACUCUUUUGUGAACAGUGCAAUUACAUACAGUCACCCCCCGAAAAAGACAAUUAUUUCAAAAUUUUCGAGUUGGAGGAAAAAUUUUCCAUUGAUCCAAAGCAACUCACUUCGAAGUAUCGGCAAAUGCAGGGUCUUUUACACCCUGAUAAGUUUUCAAACAAAUCUGACACAGAAAAGGAUAUUUCAGCCGAAUUUUCAUCCCUUGUCAAUAAGGCCUACAACACGUUACAGACGCCCCUAAAGCGGGCCAUACACUUAUUGCACCUGAAAGGGGCUGUGAUUGACGAAGACCAAAGGGUUGAAGAUCCGGAAUUUUUGAUGGAAAUUAUGGAAUUAAAUGAAGAAGUAAGCUAG
Tribolium castaneum (red flour beetle) is the source of this 537-nucleotide messenger RNA. It is a transcript of the gene Hsc20, whose product is annotated as Heat shock protein cognate 20. Gene Ontology annotation, biological process: [2Fe-2S] cluster assembly. Gene Ontology annotation, cellular component: mitochondrion. Bases 1 to 537 code for a protein of 178 amino acids. The record is from RefSeq and is a predicted model, not a curated record. Gene Ontology annotation, molecular function: protein-folding chaperone binding; ATPase activator activity. Lineage: Eukaryota; Metazoa; Arthropoda; Insecta; Coleoptera; Tenebrionidae. The transcript has 2 exons.